CAAGAAAUUAUGUACCGGAGUAAACCGGGCCAUACCGAAACAGAUUUGAAAAAGGCUCUGUUUUUCUAAUUUUAAAACAUAACCAAUUCUCUCUGACAGAGACACACACAUGCAACACCACUCGACGCCAUAAUUCAAGAAUAAUCAGCCCACUCUAAUGGCGUCCAUGAAACACAUUGUUCAUCUUCUCCGUCGCUACAUUUCCAUAGCAAUAACUCUCUUCCACAGCCUCAUUUUGUGUAUAUUCGAUAAUUUCGAUUACCCAAUCCUGAUCAAGCUCGCCGAUGCCUUGUUAUCUUUAUAUUUCAUAAUUUUCUGCGAUCUCCGCCCAAUCACCGUCGAUUUAAUCGACGGAGAAACCACCGUACAUUUCUGGGUCUCCGGCCACCGCAGAAUCAGCCGGCCGAACCUCGUCAUGCUACACGGCUACGGAGGAAAUUCGAAAUGGCAGUUUAUCCAUCAGGUCUCGGAUCUAUCGAGAUCGUUCAAUCUCUUCAUCCCCGAUCUCGUUUUCUUCGGGAAAUCGUACUCGAGAAACACCGACCGGAGCGUCGAGUUUCAGGCGAGGAGCAUCGUCGGAGGUUUGAAGAGGCUGGGUUGCGACGGAGGCUUGGCGGUUUACUCGAUUAGUUACGGAGGAUUCGUCGCGUACCGGAUCGCUAAGAUCUGGCCGGAGAUGAUCGGUAAAUUGGUGAUCGUGAGCAGUGGAGUCGGGUUCACGACGCAACAGCAGAAGAUGACGGAGAUGAAAAAACACGGCGGAGAUGUAUCGGAGAUUCUUGUUCCGAGAAAUCCGAUCGAUCUCCGGCUGUUAGUUAGGGUUUCCAUGAAUACCGGUCUCGCGUUCCUUGACUGGAUUCCAGAUUAUAUCCUCUCCCAAUUCAUCACUGUGAUGUAUGAGACAAAUCGGCAGCAGCUUGUUGAGCUAGCCAAGAAUUUGCUGGAAAGAGAAGAAGAGCCAGAGUUCUUUGCAAUAUCACAGGAAACGUUAAUCGUUUGGGGUGAUAAGGAUAAUGUCUUUCCCUUGGAGCAUGGGCGUCGUCUACAAAGGUAAAAUAAUAAUGAUAAUUACAAAGAUUCUUUAACAGAUUCUGUUGCAGAAAUCUCUCUGUUUUUAUAUUAAAUGAUCAUGUGUCAUUUUGUUUUUUGUGAACAUUGAAGCACCAAGUACUCUUAAUAAUUUAAUUACCUCGUUUAUUUUA
Molecule: messenger RNA, 1202 nt
Organism: Eutrema salsugineum
Lineage: Eukaryota; Viridiplantae; Streptophyta; Magnoliopsida; Brassicales; Brassicaceae
Source: RefSeq, a predicted model, not a curated record